CAAAAAUCCGUUUAACAAUAAAGUUUAAAAAAACAAAAUAUAAAAAUUACUUUUGACAGUUUUCCGUCAAAUAUUUUUCUCUUCAUUCCCAAAGUUAAUUGACAAAUCUUAGAACUAGUUAUUGUAAUUAAGCUCAAUGUUUUGAAUGUACAACAAGAAAUUGGAUAAAUUUACACGAAAUUUAGAUAAUAUUAAUAACAGAUAUGGCGGAUUUGAAGAAAGAUUUAGAUGAAUAUUUACUCCUGCAAAGUGAUCAGAAGAAAAAUUUCAAAAUUCAGAUGCCAACAAUCCCAGCACCAAAGAUAACAGGUUGGUUUAAAAAGAAUCAGCCUGAAGAGACUGAGUCAUGGUACCAAGAAACGAAAAGAGAAUGUUGUCCAAGCCUGUCCAGAUUUCAACGAUUCACACUAUUUGGAAUAUGCAUUUGCAUGGGCAUUCUUUGUUUUAGCAUAUCAUUAAUGUACAUCCCUGUAUUACUAUUUAAAGCUAGAAAGUUUGCCCUGUUAUUUACAUUAGGCAGUAUAUUUUUUGUUUUAAGCUUUUUCUUCCUUUGGGGUCCAAUAGCAUAUUUAAAACACAUGUUUACAAGAGAGAGGAUAUUUUUAACACUGACUUAUGGAGGCACAUUAUUUGCAACAUUAUAUUGUGCCCUGCAUUUGCAAAGUACUCCAUUCACUGUUCUGUUUGCUGUGGGGCAAAUUGUUUCAUUGUUGUGGACUGUGAUUUCGAAUGUACCAGGUGGUACAACUGGUUUAUCCUUCAUUAGUGGAAUGUUUAAGAGGUCUGCUAGCUCAGCAUUACCAAUUUAGUGUUUGGGACAAUUAAUUUGAAUGUUGGACAUUAUUAAUGUGUUAUAAAAUGACUGAAAUAAAACAUUUUAUUUACCUAUUCUAA
Molecule: messenger RNA, 894 nt
Organism: Aethina tumida (small hive beetle)
Lineage: Eukaryota; Metazoa; Arthropoda; Insecta; Coleoptera; Nitidulidae
Exons: 4
Coding region: 204-809 (201 amino acids)
Biological process (GO): vesicle-mediated transport
Cellular component (GO): membrane
Source: RefSeq, a predicted model, not a curated record